Didymodactylos carnosus is the source of this 2427-nucleotide messenger RNA. The record is from the annotation of a GenBank genome assembly. NCBI's taxonomy places the organism in Eukaryota, Metazoa, Rotifera, Eurotatoria, Philodinida, Philodinidae.
AUGAAUUCUCUUGAAUCUGAAUAUUCGUUUUUGUUACCCACUUGGAAAUUGCCAAGUGUCGUCACACCGUCCAUCUAUUCAAAACCACAUAUUCCCAUUUUGUCGUCCGUAGUAGAACCAGAUUGGUCAACGUGGAAUAAUUCAUUUUAUAAUUCAAAUUAUGUACCAUCAAAUACUCAGAUGUCAAAUACAAUGGCGAGAACACGGUAUCAACCGUCGUCAAUGUAUCGUUCGCAAAAUUAUAAUACUCGUCAAGGUCCAUCAAAUAGACGAAAAGACUUAGCCAAAGAGGAAGAUGGCUUAAAUUUAACAAUUAGUUUACAGCCGAAUAACGAAAAUGAAAUGUCAUCUAUUACUCCCACUGUUAAAAUGGGUGCUUUACCUCCGCCUCAUCCAGGAUACCAUCGACAAAAUGGACAUCAACGAUAUAACAACAAUAAUAAUAAUAAUAAUAAUAAUAAUCGAUCUCUCGCACUCGAUGCGAAUAACAUAAACCUGUUUAAUCAAAGUCAAAAUAUUACUACAAUGCCCAGAGCAAAACAUGUACAAAUCGCCGACAACGGAUCAAGCAGAGAUAGUGAGAAUUCAUAUAGUGUAUAUUCUUAUGCAAGACAGGAAAAUGGAUCCGAGAUUGAUACACCACAUACAUCUCGAAAACAUGGUAAUAAUAAACAUUCAUAUCCAAAACAACAGCAACAGCAACAACAACAACAACAACAACAAUAUGAAGAAAUUGAUGAUAGAAACAAUCCGGAUAAACAAAAUUUCAAUGUACAUGAAUAUUUAUAUGGAUUAAGUGCACCAGAUCCAGGAAGUUAUGUGAAUGCAUUUAAAAACCAACAACGGAGGCGAGAAGCCGAAAAGUCGGGUCGAAAAUCAGUGAUUACAGAAUACAAAAAUUUUGAAAGAAAUCAUGGUUUUGGACCAGCAUUUGGUAGCAACGAUAUACAGACGCAUGAAGAGAAGGUAAAUAAAGAGAAAAAGAGAAAAUAUUAUUCAAAAGAUGUCAGAGAACAAAAUUAUGUUAAACUUGUUGAGCAAAGAAAUACAAAUUCAACUCAUCAAAAUCGAAAACUGAAUAUACCUGUACCAAAAUCACAACGUGCACGUCAAUACGCUGAUAAAAUCGAAAGACCACGUAAAUUAAAACCACUGCGUUUAACAUAUGGUAAUAAUGUCUAUGGUAAGACUUUAAUUGAUAAUCGAAAUCGUUAUGAAUAUAAUUAUUGUGACAGGUGUCAUCUGAGUCACUCGUCGUUUAAUCCUCUUCAUCGAUGGUACAAAUGUGAAAUAUGCUUAGCCAAAUUAAACUAUCUAGAUAAUUCAUUAUCAUUUCAACGGCAAAUGAAUUGGUAUUCAAAACCAAUACAUACACGUUUACAACACAUCGAUUUGGAUAGUAAUGAAUUUUGUAGAAGUCGAUCGAGUUCACUCAUCGAAAUACCACCAUUAUAUCUUUCACAACAGAAUACUAGUCGAAAAUCCGAGUCUUCUCUAGCUCAUAGCACAUUUGACACAGAAAUCCAAAUAUCUCCUAUUCCUGACUCUGUUAGUCCUGUAGAGUCAAAGAAUAAUAUCAACGACAUUGUGAUACCAUCGGUCAGAUUAAAUAUGAGAGAAAAAGAUAUUCUCGAACGUAUUCGAUUAAUUAAAACACGAGAGAAGACAAAAAUUUUAGAAAAACACGAUCAUGAAAUAAUGAAUAGUAACAAAUCAGCUUUGAUUACUGGUAAUUUAACCAGUAUCAUCUAUCAACUGCAAAGUAAAACGGUCAUGAGAAAUACAACACAAUUUACACCAAAUUCAACGCAGAAGAAAAGCAAUUUGUCAACUUUACCACGAUCAUCUACAGCGAGUAAUCAACAAAAACGAACAAAGAUAACAGUGGCUGUUAAAAAAACAGCUCACCAAUCUUCAUUCGUUUGCACCAUGCCUGAAUCAAUUCAUAUUGAUAAAAGUGGUACGAAAUCACAAAAAUAUGAUCAGUUACUGUCAGAAAUAACGAGUCUUGUACAACAUGAAACAGAUUUAAUUGCAAAUUUGGCAAAUAUUACAGCUGUUCUAAAAGAAGUAUUUAAUUUUUGGUGGGUGGGAUUUUAUUUGGUCAAAGAUAAUUCCUUAGUAUUAGGACCAUUUCAAGGUCCUUUAGCAUGUACAAGAAUUCAAUUAAAUAAAGGUGUUUGUGGUACAUCCUGGUCAAAAAAUGAAACAAUUAUUGUUGAAAAUGUUGAUAAAUUUCCUGGUCAUAUAGCGUGUAGUUCAGCAUCCAAAUCAGAAAUUGUGAUACCCAUUAGAAACGUACAAAAUAGAAAUGUCUUGGGUGUACUUGACAUAGAUAGUGAACAUUUAGCCUAUUUUGAUGACAUUGACAAGGUUGCUUUGGAAAAACUAGUACAACAAUGUGUUGAACCAUGUUUUACGAAAUGA